AUGAGUCGACUAGUGACAAAGUGUCCAACAAAUCCCCACCUUCUGUACCAGCUCCUGAGCUCCUGUACCAGCAAAGAUGAGAAUGAUGCUGAAGUUGCUAAAAUGCUUCAUCUGUCAAGCAAACACAUUGAAACAACAUCAUUACAAGAAGCUCUAGAGGAGCUACAGGUUCCAAUCCACCAUGAUCAGGGACUACGUGAAGAAAUGCAGCACAUGUCAGAGACAGUUUUUUUGGUGAUGUGUCAGAUAGUGGGAACCUCAAGAGAGCUGGCCAUCAGGAGAGAAACAAGAGACUUUAGAGAGAUGAUUCUGAGAUUAAAUAAUGAUUCCAUUGUGAUGGUGAGUGGAACAAUAGGACACCCAUUAGGACCCCAUGAACAUGAAGAAUGGAGAUUUUCCUUUUCUCAGGCAGAAUACAAACUUGUGUGUUCUAUGAACCACUAUGAGAGUAUUAUGAAGUCUGAAGUUGAUUAUGAUGUUGAACUUGUAAUUGAGUCCUCUAAAACACUCAGAUACAGGGAAGCUUUAUCUGUUAUAGAGAUGACUAAGGUCAAGUUAGCACAGCCAUAUCUGAUGUAUAGAGAGACUGUAGACAGAGAGAGACACAUUGAUACAACAUUAUCACAAGCAGCUCUAGAUGAGCUACAGGUCCUAGUCCACCAUGACCAAGGACGAUCUGAGGGAAUGUAUCAUAUGUCAGAGUCAGUAUUUAGAAGGAUGUGUCGGAGAGUAGGGACCUCACAACAAGUGGCCAUGAGGAGGGAGUUACAGGACAUUAGGGAGAUGUCGGAGAGACAAGAGGCACCUAAUGAUAGGGUCAUUACGAUGUUGAGCGGAAGUAUGAGAGAAGGGUUCAGACUAAAAGGAUCAGAUGUGGACUUAAUGUACUGGUUAAAUAACCAUCGAGUGAUCAUGAACAUGUCUCAGUCAAAGUAUUACAACACCGCAAAAACAACUUUCAUUUUCUCUGACAGUUCUGAGAGUCCACCAGGAUUCACUUUACUUCAGUUAUUAACGCCACUAACAAUUAGAUCUAUCCAAUCAGCAUGUGUCGGAAUGAAUGGCAGAGUCUAUAUAUCUAGUUCUAUAUACAGACAGUUAACUUGUUCUGAAAUAUUUCUAAAUUCGUCUGUUCAUGGACCAUGUGGUAGUGGAAACAUAGGAGGGAGAGAUUAUGACACUGCCUGGUGUUUUGUUUGUGACUUUUGGCCUUCGUUUGCUUCCUCGUGGAUAGACAGAUGUAUGAUAUGGCCUAAUUCUGCAGUUGUUGAAGACAUAGUAAGAAAUGGAUGUCACUUUGUAGCAAUAGGGCACCCAUUAGGACCCAACGAAAACAAUGAAUGGAGAAUUUCUUUUUCUCAGGCAGAAUAUAAACUUGUGUACUCAAUGAACCAUUGUCAGUUUUUGACUUAUGGGUUGUUGAAACUGUUCUUAAAAGAAGUUAUAAACCAACAAGCAAAAGAUACCAACAAACUGUUGUGUUCCUAUCACAUGAAGACAACAGUUUUCUGGGCGAUUCAACAAAAUCUACUUUCUCACUGGUGUCCACAAAAUUUCCUGGCCGGUUUCUGGGUCUGCUUUAAACUCCUCCUUAAAUGGGUGUAUGAGGGAGUUUGUCCAAACUUUUUUAUACCACAAAACAAUUUGUUUCUGACAAAGGUCCAUGGCUCAGCACAAAAGAGUUUGUUUCUAUGGUUACAUGGCUUGUAUAACAAAGGUCUGGCCUGUCUGUUACAGAGUUCCUCUAUCAGGUCCUACAUCAUUGAUGUCCUGUACAAUCCUCGACUUUCUAUUUGUACAAGUGAGAAUAUGAUGAUUUCUGAAGUUGAUUACGAUGUAGAACUUGUCCGCGAGUUCUCUAUUGUUAUGUGUUCUGCAGGAGACGAAUACGGCGGCCCUACCGAAAUCAUGCAUAAUGAUAGACAGCUGAUAAAUUCGCCCCUGACACAGAAUCAAGUUGUCAUGUUACAGAGAGUUACAACCCUCUCCCUUCAGAAAAUUGCUUUUGUAUUACACAACAUGUACACUUACGUUGACACAAGUGUGAACAAACAGCUGUAUAUUGCUGACAAAAUGUCCUGUCACAUGCUGAAAUUAGCAGUUAAAUUUGGGUGUAUAUCUGACAUGUUGUACAUUGUUAUGUAUUAUUACACGACUUACAGAUACCAGGAGGCUUUAUCUGUUAUUCAGAAGAUAAAGGCAAAGUUAGCACAGCCAUAUCUGAUGUAUGAAAGACAUGUAGACAGAGAGAGGUAUACUGAGGCUGUAGGGGGUCAGUCCUGGUCGAAAAAGAUGAAACAGGCUGUGGCAGUAGAUAUCGUUCUUAAUAACAGAAUCUGUUAUAUAAGUGAACUAAUACCAGAACAAAACUCUGCUCUACAAAAAAGGUGGUCUAAAUUAACUAUCCCAGUUUUUGUAAUGUUACACUUCCUAAAGUUUUUAUGUUACAGACACGUUGAUACAACAGUAUCACAAGAAGCUCUAGAUGAGCUACAGGUUCUAGUUCACCAUGAUCAGGGACUGUAUGUAUUAGAUCUAUACAGAGACAUCUCCUGGGAGAUCCUGGGGAUCUGUCAACAGAUCACAGGGAACCUCCAGGCUGCUCUUUAUUCAUACCAACAGUCACUCACGCAGUAUCCAUACAACAAAAUACAAACUGCUACACAGAGAAGAAUACAUGAAGUAGAAGUAUCAGAUUUACAUCAGUUAACAAAUGCAAUGUGAAGUAUUUAUCUUUACAUCAUAACAGUCUCUGAAUCAAAGUAUAGUCGAUCUCUUAAAGCAAAUUACAUUGUAGAAAUAUUUAAAUAACUUGAUAGGAAGCUAAUUUUGGUAUGUCAGCAAUGGUUAAGAAUAAAUCCUAUGGUUCUCACAGUUUAGUGAGUUGUUUCUUUUGCUUUUAAUAGUAAUGUUUUUUCCUAAAAUAUUAGAACGUUUGACUACUGGUACAGUGAAUAUAGCAUUCAGAUGAAGAAAAAAAUCGUUUAAAUGAACUUGUAUCAGAGUGGUUUUUUUUGUUUAAUUACGAUCUUGUAACAAUUGCACCUAAACUAAAAGUAAUUUUCCUAACUCUUUUGGAUAAUAUCAGUAUUUUUCAAAUAGAUUUUUGAAGGGGUGAAAUGAAAGUAAAAAAAAUCGUUACGGUACAGGAUAUACAGUUCCCUGGAAAUUCUGUAUCCAUUCUUAAAACUUUGUGAUGGACAAAUAAUUAAGUGCUCAAGAUGAAUUGUUACUGUGACAUUUACACCAUCUGCUCUAAACAAUGAUCAAUCUAUAUAUAGAAUUAAGUUAUUUUACCUUUUUCAAAUUGUUCUUUAAUUUUUUUUAAUAAAAUUAUUUUAAAUCUGAUCUUGUA
Magallana angulata is the source of this 3355-nucleotide messenger RNA. RefSeq lists its product as uncharacterized. The transcript has 9 exons. The record is from RefSeq and is a predicted model, not a curated record. Lineage: Eukaryota; Metazoa; Mollusca; Bivalvia; Ostreida; Ostreidae. Bases 1 to 2724 code for a protein of 907 amino acids.